Molecule: messenger RNA, 642 nt
Organism: Camelina sativa (false flax)
Lineage: Eukaryota; Viridiplantae; Streptophyta; Magnoliopsida; Brassicales; Brassicaceae
Source: RefSeq, a predicted model, not a curated record
AAACCACGACAUAUCUCUCUCGUCCUUUUUGUCAAUCCUCCUCCUCUCUGUAAAAUCUCUGUAAUUUUUUUUAUUUUAUUUUGAAAUGGUUCUUCCGUUUCUGUCUUCCUCUCCCCUUCUCCGUCUCUCUUCUCAGAUCAUGUCUCCUGAUCCCUUCUUCUCUUUCUUUUUUUAAUAAUAUUUGAUGGUCCCUUUGCCCUUUUUACCCGAGAAAAAUUCAGAUCGAUUUAACUAAUUUUACACAGAAGAAGAUUUUUUUUUUUUUUUUAAAACCCUUACCUGCCUAAAAAGAUAUGUCUAUGGAGAGUUCAUUAGGUUUCAUGGCGGUGUUCGCCGUCUCGGGAAGCGUCGUCUUCUUAGCGAGUCAAUUUCACAAGCGUCUUCUCUCCGAUUACAUGGACAAGUUCGAUUUCGAAAUCCGAUCGAAGAAAAAUGUGGUGAUGAAGAAGAAGGUGAGAUUCGCGGCGGAUGUGGUUGAGCCUUCGGGGAAUAACAAAGAGUAUCGCCGGAGACACUCUUCUAAAUCCAAAUCGUCGAAUUCCAAGUUGGCGGCAACUAUUUGAUUUUCUAAAGGUUUUUGUUUUUUUUUUUGGGUAAUAAUUAUUCAUUUUGGGGUUUUUGUGAUUUGAAAAAAAAAAAAAA